Molecule: messenger RNA, 324 nt
Organism: Wallemia mellicola CBS 633.66
Lineage: Eukaryota; Fungi; Basidiomycota; Wallemiomycetes; Wallemiales; Wallemiaceae
Exons: 4
Coding region: 21-293 (90 amino acids)
Biological process (GO): mitochondrial respiratory chain complex I assembly
Source: RefSeq, a predicted model, not a curated record
CGAUAGAAUAAAAAUAUAAAAUGGCAUCUGGAUUUGGUUACACAGGAGGUAGAACACGCUGCUUUGCGUACUGGCAAGAUUUCCAAAAGUGCUACGCUCAAGCUGAUGCAGUUGAGGAUUGCAUAGCACAGAAGGAGGACUACAUGGAGUGCUUGCACCACGGCAAGGAAAUCGCCCGCCAGAAGGAAAUCAAGCUUAAUUUACUCAAGCAGCAACAAAAGUCGAUAGCUGAGGCACAGAAAAAUGGUCAGCAAGUCGGUGUGGGUUUGAUAGACGGUCAGGCUAGUAAUUAGUAAGAUGUUCUCUAUGAAUAAAUAAUAUUUU